GGUUCUGCUUUCCUUCGAGGCGCGAGUCGAGCCGUUAGUGUUGUUACCGAGAGAAUAUUGGUAUAAUGUGCUCCGUGCUUCGCGACUUGUACUUCUAUCGAUUAAUAUAAACAAUCAGCACGACCUUACGGUCGUCGUGCUAUUAUUUUUCCAAACAGCCCAAAAAUCUUCUUCCAUAUCAUUAAUGAGACCAAAAGUGAUUAACAGUUCGUGUUGAUUAAGGUGGUCGAAAAAGGGCAUAUAGGAGCAGUGUAUAAUCAUUUAGAAUAUUUAAUAGGCCGACCUUAUUGUUAUCCUUGUUUUUGUUUAUUGUGCCAAGUGAAAAUAAUAAAUAAUAGUAAUCCAAGAUGCCUUGCUCCGCUGUGACGCUCUCUUUGGCUACCAUAACUGGCAUUAUUGCCACAGCUCUUCUCGCUAUCGCCUUCUCCACGGACAACUGGCUCUACACGGAGGUCAAGCGAGCCCAAAUCCAGCAAUAUGUUCACAAACAUCCUGAACAAAGCAAUGUGAUUGGGCCAAUGACAAAGUAUUUUUACUACACGAGAACUCAGGGUCUCUUCAGGGUAUGCUUUCCCAAAGAUCGUCCACCCACAGUGGAAACGUAUUUAAGUCCCGUGGAAACGCAUUGUACGAAUAUCAACUACUUUAUACCUGAUGAAGAAAACGAAACUAGAAGCUUCUCAGAAGAUGCUAUGACCAGGCUUCAUAUGGGUCGCUCAGUAAUAGCCCUCUUUAUAGUUGCCUUACUCGCAAUAUUCUCAGCAUUCUGGACGGGAAUUGUUGGUUGCUGGCGAAGAUCACCAGGAAACAUCACUGCAACAGCCAUAUUGAUGUUAUUCGCCUGUUUACUUAGUGCGGCAGGAAUGGGUCUCUGGCAUGGAGUAGAAUACUAUGAAAAGGAAAAGAUGAUUGGAGAGGAAUAUUACCAACAAUGGAGCAAUGUACUGAAAGAUAACGCAGCCCAGUGGUAUGACUGGUCCUUCUACCUUGCCUGGUUAGGAGUAGCAACAUGUUUAGCAGCAAUGACCCUAUUCCUGAUAGCAGCAUCCUGUCUGCGCAAGGAGCGCAUGCGGGAGCAAACUCAGAAUAUCCAAUACAUCAUGCCAGUCUAUCCUCAAAAGCAACAGUACGCCUACGCUGGAUAUCCAGCUCCAACAGCAUAUCCUGGCCCCUACUAUCACGGAUCUCAAUAUGGACCCUACAAUUAUUGAAGAGUGAAGCUCAAAAUGUUUAAAAGUGCAAUGAAGAACUGGAGAAAGAAGAAAUAUAAUACUGGAUCCAGUCUGGCUAAAACCAUCUAAAAAUUGGCAACAACUCGAAAAACACUCGCUAAUUUUUUAAUUUUGUUUAAAGCCAGCAAACUCAAAUAUAUAAAAGUACAAGAGACCUUAUGCUGACAAAGAAAUCAGCGCCCAGCCCUGAAUGCGCAACGGAAAGUCCCCAUAAAAUAGUCGUUUAAAAAAUGUGGCAAUACUGAUUCUUAGUUAUAAAUAUUUUUCAUUCCACUUUUAUUAAUUCGCACUGUAGUGCAAUAUAAUAACAAUAUUUGGGACCUUGAAUAAAUAAAUAAAAAGUUAAAGUUGCGCUCAGAUCCUUGGUUGGCCCAAGGUUGCUCAAAAUAUUUAAGGAAGAAAACACGUAUAUCGUAAAAAUACGUAACACGUAAGAAUAUAUUGCGUUCUUUCCCUCUCUUAUUUUGUUACUGCGAGACUCGAACUUUAAAAAAUUUUGUAUCUUAACGUUUCUUCGCUAGUGGCUUCCAAAUAUGCGUUUUAUUAAAGAAAUUGUCGGUUUGUUUUCAUCAGUUGAGAAACGAUACCACGUCUAUUCGAAAAUAUUGUGAAAAUAUAUAAAAAGUAAUCAAUUAUGUUUUUUAGUCUGAAAUAUGAAGAGACUGUUUCUCAUUGGUGAAAAUAUUCUCCGAGAUUGUAUACGAUAUAAAUGAUUAUAUUAUAUAUAAUCAAAUAAACUGAUGAAAAAUAUACCCUACGUUGAAUUUUAGAAUUCUCUAGCGAAGAAAUGAAAGUUGUAGUUUCCAAAUCCGAGAUAUUAUUAUUAUCUUGCGUAUCAUCGUUUGUAUUGUGUUAAUUAUAUUCAUCGAUUAAGGACAAUAGUUUAUGAGUAGAAAAGAAUUUUUUAUCAUUCUGCAUGUGAUGUCGUGAAGUUUUCAAUUUUUCAAACUAGAAAUAUAAUGGACUUUAUUUGUUAUUACGUGCAAAGUUUUUUCUGCUAAAAAACGGAAAUUCAGUUUGGAAAAGUUAAAAAUUUAGUCAAACUAAUUAUUUGCAAGCAUAGAUAAUUUUCCUUCCAACGAUCGCAUUAUUAAUUUUCUCAUACAUUAACAUCGAAUCUCAUCUUAACUGUAUAGUGUUUUUUUACAUGUAACGAUACGUACGAAACUAAAUGACUAUCGCUAUAAUUAUUUCUGUAGAAGCUUAAGUUAGAAAAACAUGUCAUCAUUUACUCAGUUUUGUCAGGAAACAAAUCGACUUCAAUCAUUUCAUCACGAAAGACUUGUUUAUACUCUCCUUUGGAAAAAGCGAGAUGAAAUUAUUUUAUGUAGCUUUUAGAGAGAGAGAGUAAUAAAUUCAUUUUGUGUAUAAGGAA
Belonocnema kinseyi is the source of this 2607-nucleotide messenger RNA. RefSeq lists its product as uncharacterized. NCBI's taxonomy places the organism in Eukaryota, Metazoa, Arthropoda, Insecta, Hymenoptera, Cynipidae. The transcript is spliced from 7 exons. Gene Ontology annotation, cellular component: membrane. The record is from RefSeq and is a predicted model, not a curated record. Bases 348 to 1211 code for a protein of 287 amino acids.